This is a messenger RNA of Anolis sagrei ordinatus, 657 nucleotides long. Lineage: Eukaryota; Metazoa; Chordata; Lepidosauria; Squamata; Anolidae. The record is from RefSeq and is a predicted model, not a curated record.
AUGUCAGGCGAGACUCCAGAAGAUGGAGAGUUUGGGAAGAGGAGCCUCAAGAGACCCUGCUCCUUCACCAUUGAGAACAUCCUCGCCAGCUCGGGGGACCGGCGGCCUCAGGUGCUUCUCCCGCUCUGUUUCCGAAGGGUCUUGGACAGCGAACCCAAAGCGCUGGGGAACCUCACCACCAGUUUGAUGCAGGAUGAGGUGGAAGCCGACGAGUCGGAGGUGGAUGUCGGGCAAUGCGCUUGUUGCUGCUGCUCUCAUAGUGGGGCGCAUUCGUGGCCGGAGAGCACCAACUGGCUCGCAGACACCAGGUUUCCCUGGCCCAUGCGGCUCUUCCACCCGGUUGGCAGGCCAUGCAAGAGUGUGCAUGGGAGUCAGAGCGAACUGCAAACCUUUCACCAGAUCCAGCGGCGAACCCGCCGGCACCGGACCAUCUUCACGGAAGAUCAGCUGCAGGCGCUGGAGGCCCUCUUCCACCAAAACCAGUAUCCCGAUGUCAUUACCAGAGAGCAUCUGGCCAACCGGAUCCAUCUGAAAGAAGAGAGAGUUGAGGUUUGGUUCAAAAACCGCCGCGCCAAAUGGCGGCACCAGAAGAGAGCCUCGGUCUCUGCCCUCGGCCUUCAAGGCCCCAAGAAGCCCUCGGAGGGAAGCUGCUCAUGA